CUACACCUGCUGAUGUUACUCAACUCUGGGAUUUCUAAACCUAGUACCGUUAGUUAAUAGAUCGGGUGAAGGUGUGGUAUAUAUACACUAUAUUUAUUGCUAUACAACAUUAUAAACUGAUAACCAAGUAAACACCAUUUUAAAGCAAUAUUAGGGCGGAUUUAUACAGAUUUCAGAGUUUACGCCACAGGAUAUGACGUCUUGCCUCCACCUCUUGUCCAUCACAGCUCAGUGGGUCCAGUUUAAUUUAACAGGGUAGCUCGUUUAACACCGCUUAAUAAAAACAGACAGCAAAAUCAGGGAAUUUGUUACCUUUCUCUUUUUAAAAAAUGGCCCAGCUGCAGGCCUGUUUGCAGCCUAACAACAGCCGUCUGCAGAUCGGAUAGUGCGGAGGACUUUUGAGUGACUGCACCUCGCUAGCGUUACGCAGCUGCCUGACACCAAAGCUAAUCGGCUAUCUCACGUUAGCUGCAGCGGGUCGCUUGGCCAUAUGAUAUUGACGCUCAGUGCACAGGUACAGACCUCUAGAGACAGCGAUUGGAUCAGCAGAAUAACCCCCGUUAUACGUUGCAAUGGACAAAGAAGAAGCAGACCGGCUGAUAGAGAAGGCGAAGCUGUGUUUACGGUCAGGACGGAAAGAUCGGGCUCUGCAGCUGCUCUAUGAAGCCCAGAAUAUUUACCCCAGCACCCGUGCCAGAGUGCUAAUAGAUGCCAUAGUGAGGAAUGGAGGCACCGCUGCUCCACAAUCAAACCACGUUCCCCCGCCAGCAGGCUGGAGAGACGAGGACCUUGGAAACGAUGAACCAAGUCGUGCGAGCGUUGAUGACAAGAAGAGCUACACCGAGGAUCAACGCCAGGGGGUUCUCAGGAUAAAGAAUUGCAAGGACUUUUAUGAAAUUCUCGGUGUUACCAAAAAUGCCAGUGAUGAGGAUUUGAAGAAGGCGUACAGGAAGCUGGCCCUCAAAUUUCACCCGGACAAGAACUUUGCUCCAGGAGCUACGGAUGCUUUCAAAGCAAUAGGCAACGCAUAUGCAGUGCUGAGCAACCCAGAGAAGAGGCAGCAGUAUGAUCAAUACGGAGAUCAAUCUGCUGCUUCGAACGCACCCCAACCCUCUAGCCACAGUCGCCAUGGAUACUACAGAAGCUUCAACCGAGACUUCGAGGCCGACAUUUCCCCCGAGGAACUCUUCAACAUUUUCUUUGGAGGAAGAUUUCCAACAGGAAAUAUCCACAUGUACACCAACCAGGGAGCCUCCUACUCUCAGUUCUAUCAGCCUCGUCGUCGACGUGCUUAUGAGAGGCGCGAGGAGGUGGUGGUGGAGGAGAACCAGAGUCAGAACACCUUCACUGCGCUGCUGCAGCUUCUACCUGUGCUGGUGCUAAUCCUUAUAUCAGUGUUUACUCAGAUGAUGGCCACUAACCCGCCCUACAGUCUCUUCUAUAAGCCGGCCAUCGGGCUGGUGGUGUCCAGGGAAACGCAGCACAUGGGUGUGCCGUACUACGUGGAUAAAAGUUUUGAGAAAGAAUACAGAGGCGCGGGGCUGGAUGAACUAGAGAAGACAAUCGAGAGCGACUACAUCGAGCACCUGCAGAACAGCUGCUGGAAAGAGAAACAGCAGAAAUCCGACCUGGCAAACCUCGGGCAGCUGUACCGAGACGAGCGGUUAAAGCAGAAGGCGGAGUCGAUGAGGCUGGACAACUGUGACAAACUCCAUCGAUUAAUCGGGCGUCAGAGAGCCAAAUGAGGACCGUUUGAGAGGAGAACGUGUUUCUUUGCAGACUUUACAAUAACACAUUUUAUCGAAAUGUGUGAUUUUAAUCUGGCCACUUUGUAAAGAAACCUCUUUUAGGUGCAGCGCAGUCGGUGGGAGAUUAUGCCACUGGAAACAAUGUGCCUUCUCUUCUCUUUGAUGGUAGGAAAUAAGAGUUGCAUGUUAGCUGCCAACCCUGGCCGUGGUGGUGGUGGUGGUAGCAGCAUCAGGUGCAAACUCACUGUGGCAGUGUGACGAUGUCUCGGAGCCUUUAAACUUUCUUAUAGAAAUGGCAUGACACACAUAUGGGAGUCUCCUUUUGGGGUUAUGAAGGCAGUAGUAUGUUCACACGUACAUGUUUCAUUUGUUUAGGUUUUAUUGUAUUUAUUUUGUUGAAUGUUUCGUGUGUCCUGGCUGAAAUUCUAGAAGUAUUUAUUUCUUAGUUAAUAGAGUGAAUGUUACUUGAGGAUCUUGGCUAAUCUGUUUGCUAUAGGUUCAACAACUUAAAUAAUACUGUAGUCUUUGGACAAAUCGGAGAGCUUCUUUACUGUGAAAUGAAGGGCCUUAUUAUUUAUUAUUACAGACAAAUCAGAUUAACUAUAAUGUGGUUAUUUAGGCGAUUUGACCUUAAUCAAUAGUAAAGGCACAGUAAAACAUUUAUCACUAGCACAUUUAUCUUAUUGUGUUAUCUUUAAAGUUGUCCCUGCCCAACAGAAUUGCUUCAUUUUCAUUGGUCAUUAAGCUUCCUGUAUUCAGGAAGUCUCAGUAUUUCAGCUGCAGGCAAAUGUGUACGUUUGAGGUUAAACGGUGACUGUUAUAAAAAAGAGGGCCAUGCUUCGAAUAAUACAUUUGAUUUGUCACAAGCAGGGAGUCCAUUUCAACCAAAAAGCCCAUCACAGUCCUGCACGUGGGUUCUGGUAGAUACAUGAAGCUCAAUUGUGAGCAACAUCUGUAGAUAAACUGGGCGGAAAUGUCAUGCAAUACCUUCAUUUCUUAAAACCGUGCACAAGCUUAAAUACUUCUGUUCACGGACCAAUGAUAUCCGGCCCAUAUUUUAUAAAUCUUUUAUAAAUUCUGCACCUUUUAAUUUAUACAGACGUUUUAUAAAGAAGAAUCGUUUUGUUUAGAAAACGUUUAAAUUGUGUUUGGAAAUCCUACAAAAUAUCUGUGGACAUUAAUCGGCUCUCUUCCGCAGCUAGGAAUCAGAAUUGCGGCUUUGUCAGAUCUGGUCGGGAGUAGGACGCUAACUUUGACGAGUUGUUUCUUAAAUUCUUUACAGAUGAUUCAAACCCUAUACAGACAUUAACACUCGUUUCUGUUCCCCUGCCAUACUGCCUUCGCUGUUACGUUACAAAAUGUUCAGGUUUAUUUCAAGCAUUUUUAAGUUCUUAUUUGAUCCCGUGUUCCCUACUGUUGCUGUUGCAUGAAACCCUUGUGAGUCUUUUAUUAGUUGCAUAUUUAUUUCUUAUUGUGAACACAUCUUAAUGACAACUGACACAGUAAAGGAUAAUUUGUUAGAAUAUUCAGGUCCUCACAGUCGCUCACAAACAUGUACAAACUUUGCCGUGACACGCAGAGGUCAGGUAUUGGUAAGGAUUUGGUAGUACACUUAAGGAACACUAAAGAAAUCCGUUUUAAGACAAAUAUACCUGACAAUUAAAGAUGUAAUCAGAAUA
Messenger RNA from Eleginops maclovinus (Patagonian blennie), 3427 nucleotides. It is a transcript of the gene dnajc18, whose product is annotated as DnaJ (Hsp40) homolog, subfamily C, member 18. The transcript has 8 exons. Bases 573 to 1745 code for a protein of 390 amino acids. The record is from RefSeq and is a predicted model, not a curated record. Gene Ontology annotation, biological process: cellular response to misfolded protein. Gene Ontology annotation, cellular component: endoplasmic reticulum membrane. Gene Ontology annotation, molecular function: Hsp70 protein binding. Lineage: Eukaryota; Metazoa; Chordata; Actinopteri; Perciformes; Eleginopidae.